Messenger RNA from Rhineura floridana, 4461 nucleotides. It is a transcript of the gene LYPD1, whose product is annotated as LY6/PLAUR domain containing 1. The transcript has 3 exons. Gene Ontology annotation, molecular function: acetylcholine receptor inhibitor activity. NCBI's taxonomy places the organism in Eukaryota, Metazoa, Chordata, Lepidosauria, Squamata, Rhineuridae. Gene Ontology annotation, biological process: acetylcholine receptor signaling pathway. The record is from RefSeq and is a predicted model, not a curated record. Bases 250 to 678 code for a protein of 142 amino acids.
CGGCGCGGCUGGAGGGACCUCCAGCAGGGAGGGAGCCGGGCUGAGGCGGGCGAUGCGGGCUGAGGCGUCGCCUGCUGCUGCUGCCCCCGGAGCUCCUCUCCGCAGCGGCUGCAGCAGUAGCACCAAUCCGACGAGGCGGAGGUGAGCGGCUCUCCCGGCGUCGCCCGGUGGCUGCAGCUGUUGCUGAGAUCUGCCCUGCCUUGCCCAGCGCCCGCUGCUACCACCACCACCUCCGACGGCUCCAAAAGGAUGUGGCUCCUCGCCGUGGCGACAACUUUCUGGGGAUUGUUGCUGGCGCCAGGAUUUGCUUUGCAAAUACAGUGUUAUCAGUGUGAGGAAUUUCAGCUAAAUAAUGAUUGCUCAUCCCCAGAGUUCAUAGUGAAUUGCACUGUGAACGUCCAAGAUAUGUGUCAGAAGGAAGUAAUGGAACAAAGUUCAGGGAUCCUGUAUCGCAAGUCCUGUGCAUCCUCUGCAGCUUGCCUCAUGACCUCUGCCGGAUACCAGACUUUCUGUACUCCAGGAAAGAUAAACUCUGUUUGUAUUAGCUGCUGCAAUACUCCACUCUGCAAUGGGCCGAGGCCAAAGAAGCGAGGAAACUCUGGCACCAUGCCCAGGGCUGGUGUAUUAACAACCAUACUGCUCUCUGGCUUGGUGUUUUUAUCACCAGUACAUUGCUGAACUCUAAAGGAAGAUUUCUUUGUUGGCGUUGUUUUGUCCUGUGUUGUUUCCUUCAAAGACACAGCUGAUAUUCAUUGUAAUGUUGCUGCUUGCUUCCAACUGCUAAAAGAAGAGUUUAAAUUGAAAAUGUUCAGCAACUGAGAACAGGUCGAGUAGUCUGUCUUUCUGGUAUGCACUUUUUUAAAAAAAGCAACAGUAGAACCCAUAUUCAUUUAUGUUAUUGGAAACUAGUCUAUUGAAACAAGCACUUAAACUUGGAAGGUAUGACCAGCAGGUUUUAAGCCCUUCAGUUUUUAAAAAUUUCCAUUUUUGGCAUAGUGUGUAUCAUCUCGUUUUGUUUUUUGUUUUUAAUGUGGAAUCACAGUUCAUGUUCACAAAGGCCAUUCUGGUUAGCAGGACUAGGAUCUGUGCAGGUCUCCAGUGGCAUUGUUUUCACCUUCGGCUCCAAUGAUUCAAGACUCAAUUUCUGCAAACUGCAGUCAGGCUUGGUUUCACUCUGAAAAGUACUUAAGAAAACCUUGUUAGCGCUCUUGGUAGAAGACUUGCGCCUGGAUGACAUGAAGGUCAAUGGGCGCCAGGAGGAGUGGCCAAUACCAGCUGCAGAAUUCAAGUUGGCUCUUAAAAGCUUCCGUUUGUUAGCAUGUUCUAGUGUCAGAUGACAACGGAAGACCUGAAGAAAUACAUUCCGGAACUGCUGGGAGGAGAUAUUAUACAGGAGUGGGUUCACUACGGAACUGAGGUAGAAGAAUGUAUCCGCUAUAGGGAGAAGAGUGAUGUACGCUCUGAAGUAGGAGAUUGUCCAGUCCUGCUUAGGUCUAGCUGCCGCCAUGAUCCUUCGAACUUGAUUUGGCAGCCAACAUAUCGCCAGAGAUGCAACAAUCAAUCCUGCAAGUAAAGAAAAGAGAGAAAAAGAAAGCAUGUGAAAACAAAUAAUAAAAUAUUUAGUAUCAGUUCUGCACUUACUGGCUAGGAAAUGAUACCAAUUUUUCAGUGUUCUGCUUGACAGCUUCUUCUGCCAGUAGCAAAAUUUGUUCUAAGGAAGAGUAAAGGGGCGGGGGGAGAGAAAAGAAAGCCACAGUUUCAAGAUCAUUGUGGUCUGUGCUCUGAUAAGUAUUAUGUAAUAUUUAAGAUAUCAUUUCUUGUUACUUCUCGAUAUUGGUUAAGUUCAGAGACAUUAUUUCAGCGAUAACACAUUCUUCAAAAUAUUAUCUAUUAUAUUAUUCCUGCUCCCUCCCCUUUUCCUUCACCCCUCCAUUAUUUUUUAAAAAAAUACAGCCAUAUUAGAGCAGGCAAUACCCAAAAGAUGAUCAGAUCCUGUUUAUAUUUUACAAAACAAAUAUGCAUACAAUUGUAUAUUUGGCAUUAUUUUUGGUAACUUUUCUCUUACAGAAGAUAUUUUUACGUACAGUAUGAAUGGCUCUUUUUAUGAUAAACAGUAUAUAAUGGGCUUUCAGGAAAAAAUCCAAAUUAAUUAAAAUGUAAAGUAACAUGUCGCACACACAAAAAUACCCUCUUAAACAUACCAUGGAAAUGGCAAAUGGUUUCAGAUAAUAUGAAAUAUGCUCAAAGAUAUCCAAACGUUUUGUAGUCACCUAUAAAUAUAUAUUUUCUCCACUUUAUUGGGAACUAGUUUUUUUUAAUGGAUUAGAAGAUUUGUCCAUGAUCCAGCAGACAGCCAGACCCACACAACAGUAGUUAUCUAAUUGCUGGCUGUAAAAGAAAAAAUAGUCACAGAUACUUUAUUAGAUUUAUAUCCCGUUCUUCCUCCAAGUAGGAACCCAGGGCAGCAAACAAAAGCACUAAAAACACUCUAAAACAUCACAAAAACAGAAUUUAAAAUAUAUUACAAAACAUCCUUAAAAACAUAUUAAAAACAAAACAUCUUUAAAAGUAUCUUUUUUAAAAAAAAAGCUUUAAAAACAUCUCUCUUUUUUUCUAAAGAGAGCUUUAAAACACAUUAAAAAGCAAUUCCAACACAGAAGCAGACUGGGAUAAGGUCUCAAUUUAAAAGGCUUGUUGAAAGAGGAAGAUCUUCAGUAGGCGCUGAAAAAAUAACAAGAGUUUCCACCUGUCUAAUAUUUAAGGGGAGGGAAUUUCAAUGAGUAAGUGCCACUACACUAAAGGUCUACUUCCUUUGUUGUGCGGAGCAGACCUCCUGAUAAGAUAAUAUCUGCAGGAGGCCCUCACCUGCAGAGCGUAGUGGACAACUGGGUAUAUAAGGGGUAAGUAAGAUGGUCUUUCAGGUAUCCUAGUUCCAAGCUGUAUAGAGCUUUGUACACCAAAACCAGAACAUUGAACUUAGCCCAGUAGCUAAGAGGUAACCAGUGCAAUUCCUUCAGCAGCGGGUGCCAUGUUGGCGAUACCCUGCCCCAGUGAGUAGCCUUGCUGCCGCAUUUUGCACCACCUGCAAUUUCUGGACUAAUCUAAAGGGUAGCCCCACUUAGAGCACAUUACAAUAAUCUAGCCUAGAAGUUACCAGUGCGUGGGCAACAGUGGUCAGACUAUCCCGGUCCAGAAAUGGCCACAGCUGUCUUACCAGCCGCAGCUAAUAAAAGGCACUCCUAGCCACUGAGAUCACCUGGACCUCUAACCCAGAUGGAUCCAGGAGCACCCCCAUACUACAGACCUGCUCUUUCAGAGGGAGUACAAUUCCAUCCAAAGAAGUUCCGAACUUGGGAACUACCAAUCCACAGCGCCUCCAUGUUGCUAGGAUUCAGACACAGUUUAUUGGCUCUCAUCCAGCUCACCACUGAAUCCAGGCAGCAGUCUAGGCUGUGCAUGGCCUUUUCCAAUUCAGGUGUUACAGAAAAAUAGAGCUGGGUAUCAUCAGUGUACUGCUGACACCUCACUCCGAAUGUCCUGAUGACCACUUCCAAUGGCUUCAUAUAGAUGUUGAACAGCAUGGGGAACAAGAUGAUACCCUGCGGCACCCCACAGCACAACUGCCAGGGGGCCGAAAGACAAAUCACCCAAUACUGUUCUCUGAAAAUGACUCUGGAGAUAGGAUCGGAACCACCGUAAAACAGUGCCUCUGAUACCCAUCUCACCAAGUCAGCCCAGAAGGAUACCAUGGUCAAUGGUAUCAGAAGCAACUGAGGGAUCAAGUAAGAAUAACAGGGUCGCACUCCCCCUGUCCUCCUGAUAAAAGUCAUCCAUCAAAGCAAUCAAGGCUGAUUCAGUACCAUAACCAGGCCUGAACCCAAACUGGAAUGGGUCAAGACAAUCUGUUUCAUCCAAGAGUACUUGGAAUUGCAGUGCCACAACCUCUCAAUCACCUUUCUUAAAAAGGGGGUAUUUGCAACCAGGCAGUAGUUGUCACAAACCAGUGGGUUCAGGGUGGGCUUUUCAGGAGCAGUCAGAUCACCACCUCUUUCAGAUACUGAGUUGCAGUGCUUCAUCUGCUAUAGCUGACGAGAAUACUUUAUAUAGUGCUUUAAAAUAUUCAGUGUCCUUCCCAUUCGUUAUCUUGCUUACAAUGACCGUGUGAGGUAAGUCACUAUUAUUUUUGCCACUGAAGAGAGAAUGACUUGCCUAGAAGUUCAUAGUGGUGAUGAGAUUUGAACCCUGAUUUGCACAUUAGCUUAAGACUGCAAUCCUAGCCCAACUUACCUGGGAGUAAACUCCACUAAAUUCAAUACAACUGACUUCUGAAUAGAUAUGAUUAGGGGUCGCACUCAACCACCAGACUACUAUUGGAAUUGAUGGGCACAUGAUGGUCUAGAUCAGCCUUUUCCAACCAGUGUGCCUCCAGAUGUUGUUGGACCACAACUCCCAUCAGCCUCA